Cataglyphis hispanica is the source of this 1155-nucleotide messenger RNA. RefSeq names its product odorant receptor 13a-like. The coding region runs from base 1 to 1155 and encodes 384 amino acids. NCBI's taxonomy places the organism in Eukaryota, Metazoa, Arthropoda, Insecta, Hymenoptera, Formicidae. The transcript has 6 exons. Gene Ontology annotation, molecular function: odorant binding; olfactory receptor activity. The record is from RefSeq and is a predicted model, not a curated record. Gene Ontology annotation, biological process: sensory perception of smell; detection of chemical stimulus involved in sensory perception of smell. Gene Ontology annotation, cellular component: plasma membrane.
AUGAUGCAAAAAACUACAAUUAAUCGUACGACAAAAUUUAUGCUCAUCUUGUUCGGUAUCUGGCCAGGUAUAUCGUACAUUACGUUGUGCAGAAUAUUUUGGGCCGUCACAAUAGUAAUCGUUCUACUUUGCCAUUAUCUAUAUUUCUUGAAACAUUAUCAUUCUGUCGACAUAUUCGACUUGAUGGACUGUUUUAGUAGUUUCAUGGGAUUCUUAAAAUUAAUGAUCAACGUUAUUUUCUUUUGGUUGAAUCAGCGAAUAUUCAACGAAACCUUGACAAUGAUGACGGAAGAUUGGAACGAUUGCGCCAAGAGUAAUAUCGAGAUGCAGAAAGCAAUAAACAAAGAAAAAACAUCGAAUCGUAUUGCCAAUACAAUCAUGACUUUUCACACAGUUGCCCCCUUCUUAUAUAGCAUCGGCAUUAUUCUGGCCAAUGUCGACGUCACUGAUCCUACGAUCCAACUACCCCACAUUUACAAAGUGGAAGUUCCUUUCAGCAUAAACACGCAACGCACGUAUAGAGCCGUGUUAAUUGUGGAAUUGAUACAUCUUAUCAUGUGUAGCUGGGGCUUGGGUAAUCUAAACGCUUUACUGGUGACCUUGAUUUUACACAUAGGUGGCCAAAUAAAUAUCCUGCAUUGCUGGUUAAUAGAGUUGGUAUUCAAAAAGAAUAAACUUGAAUCUAUUGCCAUUACGAUAGAGAAAAUUAUUCGAAAACAUCAGAAAAUUAUUUACUUCGCCAAAAAUAUUGAGAAUCUGUAUACGUACAUUGCGUUUAUGCAAUUUGUAUCAAACACGAUAAUGAUUUGCCUAAUAGGAUUUUUAAUUAUAACAGCGUUUGGCGAUUCCAACGCGACAGAAAAGAUAGUGAAAGCCGUUUCGUAUUAUAGCGUGACAAAUAUCGAAGCGUUCAUAUUCUGCUAUGCUGGGGAAUAUCUGAUUAAUAAGAGCAAGACUAUAGGAUUAGCUGCCUACAAUAUUGCCUGGUACGAAUUGGAGCCUGAAUACAGUCGUAUUCUGUUAUUCAUAAUAAUGAGAACGCAGAAACAAUUGACACUUACAGUUGGCAAGAUGACGGAUCUCUCGUUACAAUGCUUUGCAAGCAUCAUGAAUUCUGCAGGAUCAUACUUAUCGGUAUUAUUGGCGCUGCAAUAA